AUGCUACAUCAGUUCUUAACGAAACUCAAGUUAAAGCAAAGCUUAAAGCUACAGUUCUAUUUGAAUAUAAACUUUUCAAAAAGUAUUAUCGAAACAAUGAAAGUUUUGCUAUUCGUUGCCUUUGUGUUGGCUAUCUUUGUUACACAAGGUGAAGCCGGUUGGUUAAGAGAUUUUGGAAAGAAAAUUGAACGUGUUGGUCAACAUACUCGCGAUGCCACCCUUCAAGUUAUUGAUAUUGCCCAAAAGGCUGCAAAUGUUGCUGAAACAUUUAAAGGAUGAUUAUGAAGCAGACUGAUUUUUUAGGAUAACAAAUUUAAGAUAUUGUAUAAAAUAGAUAUUUAUUUAUUAAAAAUUUAUAAUAAACCAUUUCAAUUAACAAAAGUU
Molecule: messenger RNA, 384 nt
Organism: Stomoxys calcitrans (stable fly)
Lineage: Eukaryota; Metazoa; Arthropoda; Insecta; Diptera; Muscidae
Product: cecropin-A2-like
Exons: 2
Coding region: 1-279 (92 amino acids)
Biological process (GO): defense response to Gram-negative bacterium; antibacterial humoral response; defense response to Gram-positive bacterium
Cellular component (GO): extracellular region
Source: RefSeq, a predicted model, not a curated record